AAAGACGGCAGAGGUCCUGCAGGUAGAGAAAUGUUGUCACACACCUGUUAACUCCCAGAGGAUAUCGACUGGCAACGUAUAAAGAGGCGGUGUCUCUCUCUUCCGACCACUCAGGGAUCACACCUAUUGUUGUUUUCGUUAACGAUUUGGCAGAGUAUAUAGCCUACUACACAACUAAUUGUAACAAUGACAGCAAUGGCGGGGAUUGCAUCGAAGCUCCAACACGACCGGGAGAAGGCUCAAGGCAUUGGCACGAACUCGCAGGCAGUAAAAUACUUGGGUCAGGAUUACGAAGCGCUGAGAGGAAACUGCCUUGAAUCUGGACGGCUGUUUGAGGAUGAUACUUUUGAGGCAGAGGUGUCUUCUCUUGGAUUUAAAGACCUUGGGCGAAACUCAUCUAAAGUCCGUGGUGUCACCUGGGAGCGACCUACGGAACUUAGCCGCAACCCCCAGUUUAUUCUUCAAGAUGCCACCAGAACAGAUAUCUGCCAGGGAGCUCUUGGUGACUGCUGGCUACUGGCAGCCAUUGCCUCUUUGACCCUCAACAAAAAAGUCCUCUCUCGUGUCGUUCCUUCUGACCAGAGUUUUGAGCAGGGUUACGCUGGAAUCUUCCAUUUUGAGUUCUGGCAGUUUGGGGAAUGGGUGGAUGUGGUGAUUGACGACCGUCUGCCCACCAGAGACGGAGAGCUGCUGUUUGUUCACUCAGCGAAUGGUUCAGAGUUCUGGAGCGCCCUGCUAGAGAAGGCCUAUGCUAAGCUGAAUGGGUGCUAUGAGGCCCUCUCUGGAGGAUCCACAACUGAAGGCUUUGAGGAUUUCACUGGAGGUAUCGCAGAGAUCCAUGACCUCAAGCAGGCUGGACCAGGACUCUUCAAGAUCAUCAAGAAAGCCCUGAACAGAGGUUCCCUCCUGGGCUGUUCUAUUGAUAUCACCAGCUCAUCUGACUCGGAAGCCAUCACGUCUCAGAAGCUUGUGAAGGGACAUGCUUACUCCUUAACUGGAGCAGAUCACGUGGAGUACAGAGGUGAGAUGGUGAAACUCAUCCGCGUGCGAAACCCCUGGGGUCAGGUGGAAUGGACAGGAGCGUGGAGCGACAGAUCUUCUGAAUGGCAGUAUGUCAGCAGUGAGGAUCAGUCCAGGUUGAAGAAUGCCUCGGAGGACGGGGAGUUCUGGAUGUCUUUCUCUGACUGGAUGGACCAUUACUCACGUGUGGAGAUCUGUAACCUGACUCCUGAUGCUCUCGAUGAUGAUGAGGUGGAGAAAUGGUCCCUGUCCAAAUUUGAAGGAAACUGGAGGAGGGGCUCGACUGCUGGAGGCUGCAGGAACUUUCCAAACAGCUUUUGGCAGAAUCCUCAGUUUGUGAUCAAACUCGAUGAAGAGGACGACGACCCCGAUGACAAUGAGGCUGGCUGUACCUUCAUCGUAGGUCUGAUUCAGAAGAACCGCAGAAAAAUGAGGAAAAUGGGGGAGGAUAUGCAAACCAUCGGCUUCGCCAUCUAUGAGGUGCCUGAGGAGUACGCAGGGAGGAGACAGGUUCAUCUGAAUAAGAGCUUCUUCUUGCGCAAUGCCUCCAAGGCCCGCUCUGAGACCUUCAUCAACCUGCGAGAGGUGUGCAACCGCUUCAGCCUCCCUCCCGGGGAGUACCUCAUCCUCCCGUCCACCUUCGAGCCCAACAAGAACGGCGACUUCGCCAUACGGGUCUUCUCUGAGAAGCAUGUCGACUUUGAGGAGUUGGAUGACCCCAUUGAUUGUCAUGUGGAGGAGAUUCAUUUCGAUGAAGAUGAUAUUGAUGACAGAUUUCAAAACCUGUUUGGACAGCUGGCAGGCCAUGACUCUGAGAUUUCUGCCUUUGAGUUGCAAAGAAUCCUCAACAAGGUGGUUACUAAACGUUCUGACGUUAAGACUGAUGGGUUUAGUCUUGCAACCUGCCGUAACAUGAUCAAUCUUCUGGAUAAAGAUGGGUCUGGCAAAUUGGGCCUCAUAGAAUUCAAGAUCCUGUGGACGAAAAUCCAGAAGUAUCUGGACUACUACAAGAACAGAGAUGCAGACGAUUCUGGUUGCAUGAGUUCAGCUGAAAUGAGGGUGGCUGUUGAAGAUGCAGGAUUCUCUCUCAAUAACCCCUUGCAUCAGAUCCUUGUGGCUCGCUACAGUGAACCCAAUCUCUCCAUUGACUUUGACAACUUUGUCUGCUGCUUAGUCCGUCUGGAGUCAUUGUUCAAGACAUUUAAGACUCUGGAUAAGGAUGGGUCUGGAACUGUGGAACUCAAUCUCUUCGAGUGGCUGAGUGUGGCCAUGCUGUAAUGGCCCUGUUUGAAGAACAGUGAAACGGGAUUUAAGGCCAAACCUCAUGGCAGGGCAAAUGCACUGUUUUGUGGUGUCAAGUUACUCAAUGCUGUGCUUUAUUUUUGUUCUUCAUCAAUAUCCCUUGCAAUAUCCCAGCUUCUCCUAUUUAGUUUACUCAGGGUAGCUCCGAAACACGCAAUGCAAAAAUUUUGAUCUAGCUCAACUUGAUACAGAGUAUUUUAUCAUGUUGUUGUUACGUGUUUUUGGAAGUUUUCUUGUCUUAAUGAUGUGUGUGAUCUUUUAUUAGAGAGAGAAAGGGUCCUGUACUGUACUGAAAAAUAAAGAACAAUUCCACCCUA
This is a messenger RNA of Clupea harengus (Atlantic herring), 2639 nucleotides long. RefSeq names its product calpain-2 catalytic subunit-like. Gene Ontology annotation, molecular function: calcium-dependent cysteine-type endopeptidase activity; calcium ion binding. NCBI's taxonomy places the organism in Eukaryota, Metazoa, Chordata, Actinopteri, Clupeiformes, Clupeidae. Gene Ontology annotation, cellular component: cytoplasm. The record is from RefSeq and is a predicted model, not a curated record. Gene Ontology annotation, biological process: proteolysis.